AUGGGGACCAUGACUGUCAAUGAGUACUACUCUAAGUUUAUAGAGUUAAUGAGGUUUGCACCUGAAAUGGUUCCAACUGAAGUUUUGAAGGCUCAACGAUUUGAGCAAGGGUUGACCUUGUCCAUUCAAGGGAAAUUGGGAGGGGCUAACUUUAAUAGCCUUGAAGAAGUGUAUGGGAGAGCUGCCCAUCUAUUCGGGAUCAAAGGAAGAGAGCUGGAAGUGAAUCCUGGAGAUAAAAGGAAAGGGUCUAGUAAUGGGUUUCAAGGUGGAGAUAAGCGUCAAAAGAUUAAUGGAGGAUUCAAGCAAGGAAAGGAUGAUAAGAGUAAUGGGAAUAACAACAAUCGUAGUCAAUCUGAAAAUGGAAAGUCCAAGAGAGUCUACUACUGCAAAAGAUGUCCAAGAAACCACCCAGGAAGGGACUGUGAAGGAAAUCUGGUAACUUGUAGGAUUUGUAGCAAGUUAGGCCAUAGAGAAUAUGAGUGCUUCCAGAAAGACUCAGCAUCAGCAAAUCCUAAGCCAACCCAGAAUCAGGGAGGUAAUAGGAACAAAGGACUCCAACAGAAAGUGGUGACCCAUAAUCGUGUUCCUCCUAAGAAUGGGAACGGAGGAGACAAUCAGGCUAAGACAAAUAAUCAAGGUCGAGUGUUUGUCAUGAGCAAUCGUGAGGCUGAAACGACUGCGGGCGUAGUGACUGGAGCUUCUCACUCUUUUAUUUCCAAAACCUUAGUGGAGAAACUUAAGUUGGGAAAACCCGAACUUAUAAGCAUGGAUAUAGUCAUACCUUCUGGAGAUGUCAUUAACGUUUCUAAGCUAUAUAGAGAUGUUUUAGUGACUAUAGCAGGGGUAGAAUUUCCUUCAGACUUAAUUGAAUUCGAGUUAGAUGACCUAGAUAUUGUUAUGGGAAUGGAUUGGUUGGAAAAAUUCAAAGCCCAAAUAGACUGCAGAGCCCAAAAAGUGACGUUGAAAGGCCCAAAAGGAGUCAAAGUAACCUAUAGAAAAAUCAGUCAGAAGCCCAGUCCAAGAAUGAUUUCUGCUAUGCAACUCAAGAACUAUAUAAGAAAGGGGUAUCCAUUGUACUUGUGUAGUAUACAAAAGUUGGGAGUAGAAGGAGAAAAGAUGGAGAAUAUUCCUAUAGUGAAUGAAUUCAUGGAUGUCUUUCCAGAAGAAAUCCCUGGAAUGCCUCCAAUAAGGGAGGUGGAGUUCACCAUAGACCUAAUGCCUGGAACUGGCCCAAUAUCUAAAGCACCAUAUCGUAUGGCUCCAGCUGAAAUGAAUGAGCUUAAGACCCAAUUAGAAGAGUUAUUAGAGAAGGGCUACGUAAGGCCCAGUGUAUCCCCAUGGGGUGCGCCUGUAUUGUUUGUAAAGAAGAAGGAUGGUAGUCUAAGGUUGUGCAUUGACUACCGGUAUCAUCAGUUAAGAAUUGCUGAUAAGGACAUUGCUAAGACCGUUUUAGGACACGUUAUGGCCAUUAUGAGUUUACAGUAA
This is a messenger RNA of Beta vulgaris subsp. vulgaris (sugar beet), 1485 nucleotides long. RefSeq lists its product as uncharacterized. NCBI's taxonomy places the organism in Eukaryota, Viridiplantae, Streptophyta, Magnoliopsida, Caryophyllales, Amaranthaceae. The coding region runs from base 1 to 1485 and encodes 494 amino acids. The transcript is spliced from 3 exons. The record is from RefSeq and is a predicted model, not a curated record.